Molecule: messenger RNA, 5629 nt
Organism: Callorhinchus milii (elephant shark)
Lineage: Eukaryota; Metazoa; Chordata; Chondrichthyes; Chimaeriformes; Callorhinchidae
Product: serine/threonine-protein phosphatase 2A 55 kDa regulatory subunit B beta isoform
Exons: 9
Coding region: 686-2017 (443 amino acids)
Biological process (GO): peptidyl-serine dephosphorylation
Cellular component (GO): cytosol; protein phosphatase type 2A complex
Molecular function (GO): protein binding; protein phosphatase regulator activity
Source: RefSeq, a predicted model, not a curated record
GAAGCCACACACCAGUCUCCUGUCUAUCACAUCGCUGCUGACGGCUCUUAGUCCUUCCACUGCAGCUUAGAGCUGGUGCUGUGUGUGAGAGAGAGAGAGAGAGAGAGAGGUGCAGAUGCGGUUGGACACUGACAAGCUGUAGGGGAGGAGCAUCUGCUGAUGCAACACAUCCCGAGCAGUAGCAGCAGCUUCAUGCACCACUGUACUGGGAGAGAGAGAGAGAGAGAGACAGAGAUAGAGGAUAAACCCGAGAUCCUGACGCAUUUUCUGUACCUGAAGUAACCACCGAAUUGUGACAGUUGACCCCUUCCCUCGGGCGGGGGAGCAUCGCCCGCUCCUGCAGCCCCGGCCUUGAAGUGAAGACUCACUGCGCUCAUUAAUACCAAUAGGAUCCGACUUCCAUCUGACACCGAAAUAAUAAUCAUUUGACGUUCGAAGCUUUUAUUUUAAAAGAAGAAGAGCUAUUAACAAAAGGGCCCCCGGUUUGCCCGGUGCAGCAGCCCAUGUCCCGGUAGUGGGGCGAUGCUGCAGAGAGGAGCUGUUUUGCUGUGUGUGUGAGUGUCGCGGGGCUGCCAGGCGGGACCAUGCUGUGCUCGGGGGGGCUCUCCCUCCCAUCCCGGUAGGGCAAUGGGAUCGUGGAUACUUAUCUGCUUCAUUUCCAGUUCGCUAAGUAAUUCUGCUGUAAAUGGAGGAGGAGAUUGACACCCGCAAGAUAAACAACAGUUUUCUGCGCGACCACAACUAUGCAACUGAAGCCGACAUUAUUUCCACAGUAGAAUUCAACCACACAGGAGAAUUGCUAGCGACAGGGGACAAGGGCGGUCGAGUUGUAAUAUUUCAGAGAGAGCAGGAGAGCAAAAACCAGUCUCACCGUCGAGGAGAAUAUAAUGUUUACAGCACUUUUCAGAGCCACGAGCCAGAGUUCGACUACUUGAAGAGUCUUGAGAUCGAAGAGAAGAUCAAUAAAAUCCGGUGGUUACCCCAGCAAAAUGCAGCCUACUUCCUGCUCUCAACCAAUGAUAAAACUGUUAAACUAUGGAAGAUUAGUGAGCGCGACAAAAGACCAGAAGGAUACAACUUGAAAGAUGAUGACGGAAGGCUGAAAGACCCCUCCACUAUCACAACACUGAGGGUUCCAGUGCUGAAACCCAUGGACCUGAUGGUGGAGGCAAGUCCUAGGAGAGUAUUCUCCAACGCUCACACAUAUCACAUCAACUCAAUAGCAGUAAAUAGCGACUAUGAGACCUACAUGUCUGCUGAUGACUUGAGGAUAAACCUCUGGCACUUAGAAAUUACCAACAGAAGCUUCAAUAUUGUAGAUAUAAAGCCUGCCAACAUGGAGGAGCUAACAGAGGUGAUCACGGCAGCAGAGUUCCAUCCGCACCAGUGUAACAUGUUUGUGUACAGCAGCAGUAAAGGAACCAUACGACUGUGUGACAUGAGGGCCUCGGCACUGUGCGACCAACACUCCAAAUUUUUUGAAGAACCGGAGGACCCUAGUAACCGAUCGUUCUUCUCCGAGAUAAUCUCUUCGAUAUCGGACGUGAAGUUCAGCCACAGCGGCCGCUACAUGAUGACGAGAGAUUACCUCACCGUCAAAGUCUGGGACUUAAAUAUGGAGAAUAGGCCUAUAGAAACAUACCAGGUUCACGAGUACCUGAGAAGCAAGCUGUGCUCCCUGUACGAAAACGACUGCAUCUUUGACAAGUUUGAAUGUGUUUGGAAUGGCUCUGACAGUGUGAUCAUGACGGGCUCCUACAACAACUUCUUUCGAAUGUUUGACCGUAACACUAAGAGGGAUGUGACACUGGAAGCCUCCCGGGAGAACAGCAAACCCCGAGCCAUCCUGAAGCCUCGCAAAGUGUGCAUGGGCGGGAAAAGGAAGAAAGACGAAAUCAGUGUCGACAGUUUGGACUUCAGUAAGAAGAUUCUGCACACAGCCUGGCAUCCCUCAGAGAACAUCAUCGCAGUGGCAGCCACCAACAACCUUUAUAUAUUCCAGGACAAAGUGAACUAGGACACUCAGUUGGCUGGUCACCUUAGCACUGCAUACAACUAAAUUAUUAUUAUUUUUAACAAAAACACUUGCCCCUCUGGAAUUAAAACUAAAAAGGUUGUUUGGUUGGGUUCUCUGUCUUAAUGAAGAUGUGAUGCCUUUAGGUGUGUGGAUUUCUUUGAUCUUUAGCUUCCACGAUGCAUCCUAACCAAAAUGGCUUCCCUCUCCGAGGCACCAUCUUCAUCCUAUUCUUGCAUUCUGGCUUCGAAAGGUGUAAAUAUUCCUGUUCUGUCUUUACAUGUGACUUUUCUCUUAUUUUUCUCCUUCCUUUUUUAGAAAUGGAGAGAACCUCUGUGUUUAAAACAGUUUUGUUCUUCACAUUUGUUAAUGCCUUUAACAUUUUGCUCCCCUUGAAUAAUAAUAUUCGCACCAAUUGUCUCACUCCAGUGGAUGACAUAUUAGAGUCUCUGUUUAUAUUUUUAUUUUAUUUUUUGAUUUCAUGAAACUUCCUUCCUGUUUUUGUAGACACCAGGGAUUGAAAAUGCAUUUGUGCAUUCGUCAGCAGAAAGAUAAUGAAUGGUGUUUAUUGAAUCAGGGAAUUUUCAAAGCAAUUCCUCUAACAAAACUUCUCCUCACUUGUGAAAUGAUCCAAGCAGUUUUGUAGCUCAGUGUAUUAACGAAUUAAUUACUUGCAUUGUUGAACAAGCAAACUAGAAAUAUUUAAGUUGACUAUAACUAAUGCCAAUUUAAAAAUGUAAUGUAGAUUUUUAAAGCCUCGAGACUGUCGGGGCUUUUGUAGGUAGCUUUUUCAAGUUUUUUCAUCUAAUAUUGGAGUAAUUGAAGGUAAUAAUGGAAUAAUUCUUAGGCUUAAUUAUACCCUAAUUCUGCCAGACUUCAAAAUUGUCUCUUCUUUUUGGAUAGAAAGUGACAUUGUGGUAUCUGGUGUGAAUGAUUUCUUUGAUCUGUCUUGACACUUCCACAAGGUUCAUUGAGUUUGGUCCUUGAUAGUAUUUUGAAGAGUUAAGUGUAAAGAUGGGUGCUUUGCAUUUCUGGUACAACAGAACCACUGCCCAUGAUAUUAACUUAGACUUGCUGCCCACAGAGCAAGUUGUCCUGUCCAUAUUGACGUCAAGCUCAGCUGGAGGUGUUAAAGACACAGUAUGAUCUCUUACUGCUCUUAGUCUUGAAAACAGUCCAUCAUGAACCUUGAUCUUUCACUUGCCCUAAAAAUUCCUGUAAAAUUCUUGCUAUUAAAUAGAUUUCAGCCAAUUAGAGAAUUAUGUCUUGAUAUUUUCAUUAAUUUUAAAAAGAAAAACUUUUUUUUAAAACAAAAAGCUGCUAAUAUUUUUAAGGUUUGAGGAAGAUUACAGGUAUGUUGCAACAAGCAAAGGAAAACUCCUACACGGCAAUAGACUUAACAUGAAGGAGAUUUUUAGGAAAAAGAUUCAAGAAUUUCACCAUUUAGUAAAUUUGGUAAAUUGUCAAAAGAAGUAUGAAAGUUAAUAUUUAGGCUGGACAUUUGCCUGACUCCAGUAUGAACCUACAUUUUAUUCCCCGAAGAAUUGAACCAACAUGUCCAAUUAAUGUGCUCAGAUAGCAUUACUGCUAAAGAUAAAAUGAAUACAUCAUUUUUGUAAUCAAUUAACAGCACAAACAAAUAUUAAUGGCUUGAGCGAUGGGGAUUUGCAUCUCUUUCAAAUUAAUUUGCUGUUCUACAUUUUUCAAUGUGUCCACGGAAAGUGGUCUUGCCAGUCAUCCGAAGACGCUGUAAAAAGCUCCACAUGGUACCAAUGGCUUAAUUCAUCUGGUAUGACGUGUGCGCCCAUCCAAAAGGGUUCAUUUACAUAGAAAGCAUUUUCAGUAACUGUCACAAAUAAGCUUAACACUUUGUGGACUUGCAGCACCCAAAAAAAUUCUGCUACGAUCUUCAAUCUGCGACUGAUAAUUUAAUAAAUAUCCAAAAGGUUCUGUGUGUUUAUCUUCAAAUUGGUGUUUACGCGCACAGUUGAGUUCAUCAGCCAGCAUUGGACUGCAGUUAAAACCGAGCACUUUCUACAAUACUGAGAGUAAUGCCUCUCUGUUUAGUUAGCGAGCUCAGUGCUGGCUCAAGAAGAUGUGUGGUGAUUUCAGGUUGAAGCAUUACUCAAAAAUUUAGCAUUUACUGGAAAAGAGGAUGCAUGAUUUCAAAAAUAUCAGAUCCCGUAAUCUUUCAACCAGUUGUAAUUGUAGCAAUGAGAAAGACACUCCUAUGGUGAGCUAUUGGGUUCUGUUUGGAGCCCACACUGUCUUUGGCAUGGCUUAAAGAAAGUAACUAUUUGUAUGCCUCCUUGUCCAUUAUUGUUUAAACGGGCAAUGUAAAAUAGCUGUAUUUAAGUGCUAUUUUAAAGGAGGAUUUCACAUUACUUCUCAAUCCAUAGAAGAUGAAUUAUAUUUGCCUUAGAUAAAUGUAAAUAUAGUUCAGAGUGGACCAGAGUAGAAUGUAUAUUUUAAUAAGGCUUUAGUGAAUGAUGCCCCCCAGUAUUAUAAUGCAAUUGGAGAUCUCAUGCUCAAAUGACUCAAUUCUCCUCUGGUACUUUGUUGGCUUUUCCUUCUGCUAUUCCCAGGAUAAAACAUGCGUGAUCAUUCACUAAUGCCUUGUUCGGAAAAACAAGCAACAACCGUGUACAACAGAUGUGCAUCUUAUCAGAUGAAAAAAAACUCUUUCAGUGCUCAAAUGGUUAAUGAAUCGGCCUGUCAAAUACUCCCUGAUCUGAUUAAUUGUUGGUGGAGCAAAUUACUUAACAAAAGUGUAACUAUUAUUUUAAUUGAAUUGUUCGAAAUGACAUGGAACAUUGUGCAAUGUUGAUUUCUAAGACACGCAGCCCAGAGUGGUUGGUAGAGUGUAAUACCAAAUACAGUGAAGGUCAAGAGUUUGUUUUGAGCUUGUUUAGCAAUCCCUGCAUAAUGACAGCCUCUUAUUAUAUGGACACUGGAUACUGCCAAAGGGCAUUAAGUGUAACCUGAGUCUGGUCAGCCCAGAAAUAAAAGGGUCAAUGUUGCGGUAUUUCUUCAUGGUAUUUCUUGAUGAAUUUCUUUAAUAAGAAAUCAAAUAUUAGUUGAAACAGUGUUCCUACAAGUCGGCCUCACUGACUUCAAAAUUUCUUAAUAAACCUGCUGAAUACCGCAAAAAUCAACCCCAAGGUCCCUGUCUAACCACUGUCUAAUUAUUGGGUUAGAAAUCAGUGUUUGUUUUUAAUGCCAUAGUUGUUUUAUAAAUGUACGACAAAAGAGGUUGAAGGUAGGGAAAUCUAUGUCAGUAUUUUUCUUUUCAAAAAAAGUGAAAUUGGAGUAAAUAUUCCGUAAUGUACCACAACAUUUUUAUUGCAUGUAUCUAUCUGCCAGGCCUUGGGAAGGGAGAGCGGGAAGGGGUGAGUAAGUACCACCCAGAGCUGUAGGAAAUCCUGUGGCUGUUUUAUGUUGGGGGCUUGACUGACUAGUUCAAAGUGCUUUCUAUAAUGGGGAGGGGGAGGGGAGGACGGGCUGGUGCUUUGUUGUAACGGGUCGAACGAUUUGACUGGUGUACCUUCGUCUCUGUUAAUGUCUGCUUUUUUUUCUUAAAGAAUAAACUGUUUGCAGUCGAGACUGCUUCAUGAA